Messenger RNA from Cryptomeria japonica (Japanese cedar), 1305 nucleotides. RefSeq names its product shikimate O-hydroxycinnamoyltransferase-like. The record is from RefSeq and is a predicted model, not a curated record. Gene Ontology annotation, molecular function: acyltransferase activity, transferring groups other than amino-acyl groups. The transcript has 3 exons. Lineage: Eukaryota; Viridiplantae; Streptophyta; Pinopsida; Cupressales; Cupressaceae. Bases 1 to 1305 code for a protein of 434 amino acids.
AUGAAAGUGUUGAUAGGCGAAGGUGUGUUGAUCAAACCCUGUGCGGGUAAAGAUCAUCGUGAGCUUGUUGAACUGAACAAUCUGGAUCUAGUUCCAUAUCCAAUGUACAACAAGGUGGUGUAUGCUUUCGAAGCUCCGACCCCGAGCUCAGAGGUGUUGAAGGAAGGACUGGCCAAAGUUCUGGCGGAGUUCAGAGAAUGGGCAGGGAGAUACACCAAAGAAACAGCGAGUGGGUGCCUUGGCAUCAAUCUGAAUGACGAGGGUGUGCUUGUCAUAGAAGCCGACGCAGAUGGAACAAUAGCAGAUGCAAUGCCCUUCGAUCCCUUUUCAUUCCUCCUUGAGUUGGUGCCACCCACAUCCACCGUGGUCAAUGAGCUCUUACUCAUGCAGUUUACUCGAUUUACUUGUGGAGGCUUGGUGAUAGGCCUUGCUAGUCAUCAUCAUGUUGCAGACGGACAAGCAGCUACAUUUUUCAUGAAUUCGUGGGGGAAAAUAAUUAGAGGAGAGAGUAUUCUACCUCCAGUACAUGACCGAUCUUUAUUAAAAGCAAGAGAUCCUCCCCAGCCAUGUUUUGAUCAUUAUGAAUAUAAUACUAUAUUUGAUGAGCACUCCCCAAUAACGUCCAGUCUAACAGCAAAGAAGUUUCAUUUUGAUGCAAUAUUUUUACAAGAACUCAAGUCAAAGGUAAAUGGAUCUGAUAAAUCAAGAAAACCCUAUACGACUUUUGAAAUCCUUGUUGCCCAUAUGUGGAAAUGCAUUACAAAAUCUCGAGGCCUUGAUGGAGAUGUGCAAACAAAAGCUAGCAUUCCAGUGGGUGGAAGAAAUAGGUUGAAUCGUCCCUUCCCUAGCAUUCCAGUGGGUGGAAGAAACAGGUUGAAUCGUCCCUUCCCUGAAGAAUACUUUGUGGGUAAUGUUGUCUAUGAAUCAUGUGCUCAAUCCAUUGCAUCAGAGAUCAUAAAUGGGUCUUUAGAAUUUAUUUCAGAGUUAAUACAUAAGUCAGUUACUAAGGUUGAUGAUGAUUAUAUACAUUCAGAGAUUGAUUUUUUUGAGCUAAGGAAAUCAAUCUUAGGGCCACCGAGCCUUAAUGAUAGAACUAAUGUGAUACCAAUAAGUUGGAUGAAAUUUCCUAUCCAUAAUUUUCAUUUUGGAAUGGGUGACCUAGUGUAUGCAGGUCCUUCAUUAAUGCUUGCUGAAGGCCUUAUGAUCUUGUUUGAUUCAUAUAGUAAAGCUGGAAGUGUGGAAAUUGUGGUUUGCUUGUCCAAAGCACAUAUGAUUGUACUUGAACAUAGUUGGUUUCAAGUUUGA